Anoplopoma fimbria (sablefish) is the source of this 537-nucleotide messenger RNA. RefSeq names its product ribosomal protein S14 (gene rps14). Bases 103 to 537 code for a protein of 144 amino acids. The record is from RefSeq and is a predicted model, not a curated record. Gene Ontology annotation, biological process: translation; maturation of SSU-rRNA from tricistronic rRNA transcript (SSU-rRNA, 5.8S rRNA, LSU-rRNA); ribosomal small subunit assembly. Gene Ontology annotation, cellular component: ribosome; cytosolic small ribosomal subunit. NCBI's taxonomy places the organism in Eukaryota, Metazoa, Chordata, Actinopteri, Perciformes, Anoplopomatidae. The transcript is spliced from 4 exons. Gene Ontology annotation, molecular function: structural constituent of ribosome; mRNA 5'-UTR binding; small ribosomal subunit rRNA binding.
UCCAACACAAUCCAACACAAUCCUCCUCCAUCCUCCUCCAUCCUCCUCCAUCCUCCUCCGUCCUGCUCCGUCCUCCCGCUGCGAGACCCUCCGACCCGCAACAUGGCUCCUCGUAAAGGGAAGGAGAAGAAGGAGGAGCAGGUGAUCAGUCUGGGUCCUCAGGUGGCUGAAGGAGAGAACGUGUUUGGAGUUUGUCACAUCUUCGCCUCCUUCAACGACACCUUCGUCCACGUCACCGACCUCUCCGGGAAGGAGACGAUCUGCCGUGUGACCGGCGGGAUGAAGGUGAAGGCCGACAGAGACGAGUCGUCUCCGUACGCCGCCAUGUUGGCCGCUCAGGACGUCGCCCAGCGCUGCAAAGAGCUCGGCAUCACGGCGCUGCACAUCAAGCUGAGGGCCACCGGGGGCAACAGGUACCUGUCUGUCUGUUUACCUGUCUGUCUGUCUACCCGUCUGUCUGUCUGUCUACACGUCUGUUCAGUUUAUUCUGUAGAGCCCAGAAUCACAAAUUGGCCUCAGAGGGCUUUAAAUCUGUGA